Molecule: messenger RNA, 759 nt
Organism: Aspergillus campestris IBT 28561
Lineage: Eukaryota; Fungi; Ascomycota; Eurotiomycetes; Eurotiales; Aspergillaceae
Product: ATP-dependent Clp protease proteolytic subunit
Exons: 5
Coding region: 1-759 (252 amino acids)
Biological process (GO): protein quality control for misfolded or incompletely synthesized proteins
Cellular component (GO): endopeptidase Clp complex
Molecular function (GO): ATP-dependent peptidase activity; serine-type endopeptidase activity; ATPase binding
Source: RefSeq, a predicted model, not a curated record
AUGAAUCCAGCCCGGUCGUUGCAGCGAUUAGGCCGAGUGGUCGCCCGUCCGUCCAGCUCUAUUGCGCUUCCGGCCCUGGCGCGGAGCUUCACCAGCUCGGUCCCUGCGCUGUCCAUGAGAGGCGCCCCGCCGCGGGGAUGGACGCCCACGCCGUUUGUGACGGAGACUGUGGGAGGUGGCUGGCACACAUAUGACAUUUUCUCCCGACUGUUGAAGGAACGCAUCAUCUGCCUCAACGGCGAAGUAGAAGAGAGCAUGUCCGCCUCGAUCGUCGCGCAACUCCUCUUCCUCGAAGCCGACAACCCUCAGAAGCCCAUUCACCUAUACAUCAACUCUCCGGGUGGCUCCGUAACAGCCGGCCUCGCAAUCUACGACACAAUGACCUACAUCGCCUCCCCAGUCAGCACAAUCUGCGUCGGCCAAGCAGCAAGCAUGGGCUCCCUCCUCCUCUGCGGCGGCCACCCCGGCAAGCGCUUCUGCCUACCCCACUCAUCCAUCAUGAUGCAUCAGCCGUCGGGGGGUUACUUCGGGCAAGCGAGCGACAUCGCCAUCCACGCGAAGGAGAUCCUGCGCGUGCGCGAGCAGCUCAAUAUGAUCUAUAAGCGCCAUCUCACGGGCAAGAAGGAGAUGUCGCUGGAGGAGAUCGAGAAGUUGAUGGAGAGGGAUUAUUUCAUGGGUGCUAAUGAGGCGCUGGAGAUGGGGAUUGUGGAUGAGGUGCUUGAUCGGAGGGGGAAGGGGGAUGCGAAGGGGGGUGAGUGA